Molecule: messenger RNA, 1308 nt
Organism: Orycteropus afer afer
Lineage: Eukaryota; Metazoa; Chordata; Mammalia; Tubulidentata; Orycteropodidae
Gene: TDP2
Product: tyrosyl-DNA phosphodiesterase 2
Biological process (GO): double-strand break repair
Cellular component (GO): cytoplasm; PML body
Molecular function (GO): single-stranded DNA binding; protein binding; 5'-tyrosyl-DNA phosphodiesterase activity
Source: RefSeq, a predicted model, not a curated record
AUGACAGCCUUCAACACCUCCCGGACACUCUGUGUCAGGCCGCUCAUUGUGGACCGUUCACUGGCUUCUGGACCCUGGUCAAGAAUGAACCUCAGAAGAGGAGGGAAGCCCAAAAGUUCGCAGAAAGAACAAGGACUCAGAGAAACCUUGGCUACGGGCGCCUGCGCAGAACCGGGCGUCGGCCGCCGGGCCAGACCUGGGCGGUAAAGGGGUAGUGAAGUGAUGGAGGGAGGGAGCAGUCUGGGUGCCCCCCCCGAGAGGGCUGCGGAAGAAGAAGAACCACAGGUGAAGAAGCGGCGACUCCUGUGUGUGGAAUUUGCCUCGGUGGCGAGCUGCGACGCGUCUGUGGCCCAGUGCUACUUGGCAGAAAACGACUGGGAGAUGGAAAGAGCAUUGAACUCCUACUUUGAGCCGCCCGUGGAUGAGAGCGCCUUGGAAAGCCGUCAGACCUUCUCUGAGACUGAAACCUGUGUAGACCUAACUAGUGAAGAAACAACUGAUUCCACUAGUUCUAAAAGUAGCCCACCUGAAAAUACUCAGCAAGAAGAUGGCAGUAUGUUUUCUUUCAUUACCUGGAAUAUUGAUGGAUUGGAUCUAAACAAUCUGCCAGAGAGGGCUCGAGGAGUGUGUUCCUAUAUAACUUUGUACAGCCCAGAUGUGGUAUUUCUACAAGAAGUUAUUCCUCCAUACUAUAGCUACCUAAGGAAGAGAGCAAGUAAUUAUGAAAUAAUUACAGGUAAUGAAGAAGGAUAUUUCACGGCUAUCAUGUUGAAGAAAUCAAGAGUAAAAUUAAAAAGCCAAGAGAUUAUUCCUUUUCCAAGUACCAAAAUGAUGAGAAACCUUUUGUGUGUGCAUGUGAGUGUGACAGGAAAUGAACUUUACCUUAUGACUUCACAUUUGGAGAGCACCAAAGGGCACGCUGAGGAACGAAUCAAUCAGUUAAAAGUGGUUCUGAAGAAAAUGCAGGAGGCACCAGAGUCAGCUACAGCUAUAUUUGCAGGAGACACAAAUUUAAGGGAUCAAGAAGUUAUCAAAUGUGGUGGUUUACCUGAUAACGUUUUAGAUGUCUGGGAAUUUUUGGGCAAACCUGAGCAUUGUCGGUAUACAUGGGAUACACAGAUGAACUCUAAUCUGGGCAUACGCGCUACUUGUAAGCUUCGUUUUGACCGAAUAUAUUUCAGAGUGGCAGCAGAAGGGGACCACAUCAUUCCCCGAAGUUUGGACCUACUUGGGCUGGACAAACUGGACUGUGGCAGAUUUCCUAGUGACCAUUGGGGUCUACUGUGCAAUUUAGAUAUAAUAUUAUGA